GAAUAUAGGUUUCCAUUGUAACAGAGAAGCAUCGUUCUUCAACUGGUAGAGUAUACAUUUUGCCAGUAAUAGGAUCCAAGACAAGUAGUUGAUCACCAGUACUGUUGAAAAUCACUUUCCCAUCUUUCGAUAGGCCUUUCGGCCUUCUCAUCAUACCCAGGGGAGGAGAGAAGGAAAAUAACUUGCACCAACACUCUCCUACAGUUUCGCCAUAUUGCUGCAACACCCAUAUCUCAAAAAUCCGUUCGACAUCCCCACCUGCGCAAGGCAAGCGGUUCUGACAAUGAAAGAGUGCAAUGGUCUCAUCCUUCAGCAUGAACACAACAGGAGCAUCGACAUAACGAUCAUACUUGCAGGGAUUUGGCAAUGUUUUGCUGGCCUGAAUCCCUUCACUGCUCAUGUCAAACGAAACAAUUGUAAUGGUACUUUGGUAGACGUUUGUAUAUACACUCUCCCCUCCUACCCAGAAACAUUUGCUCUUUCUCCCACUCAGCCUCACUCUAGGAAAAUACUGUGGGAUUUGAGAAUCAUCUAGUCCCACAUAUGGACGCACCCAAAAAUGACCCUAUAUUUUUUAUUUCCCGCCAAAGCCCAAAAUAGAUCCCGUCUCUUCUCCCGACGUCCAGUAACGUUUCAAAUUCCUGCAGUUUUGGGUGUCAAUCGUCGUCGGGAACGGAAGCACUUGCGAUUUAGGCUUUAAUCAUAAGCUGUUAGACUGGACUCUACUACCACGGCAAGAGUAGAGGGUCGAACCGUGGGAGAAGUGAAGAAAGAAAGAAAUCGACCACUUUCCCCUUUUACCUCGUUUCAACCCAUAACGUUAUCUUUCCUUCUUGCUUCCGCCAGUUCAGUCCAAGCUUCUAAAACCUAGAAAGGAAGUUGAUUCUCAGCUAUGGAGCGAGAGAAAGAUGCUUUCUAUGUUGUAAGGAAAGGCGGUAUGAUCGGGAUCUACAAGAGCUUCCCGGACUGCCUAGCUCAAGCCGGUUAUUCUGUUUCUGAUCCUUCAGUGAGUGUAUUCAAAAGGAUAUGGUUUGCCCAGAGAUGCUGAGGAUUACCUUGCAUCACUUGGGCUUAGAAAUGCUGCUUACUCUGUCAGUGCCACCGAUGUUCAGACUGAUCUCUUUGGGAAACUUGAGCCUUGCCGCAUCCAGCCGCCAGCUUCAAACAAGGGGUCUUCUUCAGAGCGCUAUCAGGAAACACCCACUGUACAUAGGUGUGGAGUGGCUAUAGUCAUGGAAACCUCCCCAAACAUGUAUCCGAAAUUACAGAAUGAUGGAAGCAGCAACCCAGUUCCAACCAGCUCAGUAUGGCGUUUCUCUGAAGGUGUGGGGAUUGCAACGAACAAUGUUGCUGAAUAUCGAGGUGUGAGUCUGGGAAUGAAGCAAGCACUCAAAAAAGGGUUUAGAGACAUUAGUGUACAGGGGGAUUCUAAUCUUGUCUGUAUGCAGGAAUUCAAUUCUGAAGCUGAUGCACUGGCAAACCAGGCUGUUCAGCUCAGGGAUGGGCAAGUGCACGAGGCUUUGAUCACCAAGUUAAGCAGCUCGAAUACCCUGUCUAUUCUCCAUGGUUUGCCAUGUCCGGUGAGGCCUUCCCGGAGCUGCCGUGACCUCCUCCAGUCUCUGAAGUCUCUGUAUUUCUUCAUACGGCGACCAGUUCACGUCGUGUUUGCUUUUGCCUUAGCUUGUCAAUUGGCAGCUGGCAUGGAGUUGUCGCUCUCGACCAGAGCGAGUGCGAAGUGUCGAAAGGCCAAAAGCUCUGUGGGAAUUGAAUUCAAUCACUCGACAAUGGCGACGUUCGCAGCUUCAUCCUCGACUCUGCCCUCCAUAUCUACUCCCAGUUCUCACUGGAUUCCGCCUUCCAAGUCUUUACCCCUUCCAACUACCGUCCACUUCAGAAGCCAUCAACUCUGCAUUUCUUUCAACGCCGUCGUGCUGAAGAGUCGGAAUUCCCGCUGCUCCUUAAGACUGAGGUCAGCCGAGCAGGAUACCUUAAUCCCAGAACAAGAAGAGCCAGUCGCAACCCAGGAAGACGCUGCUGCUGAACAGCAGACCGUGUCCGUCCCCGUCUCUCCUUCCGACACUCUUACCAUGUACUUUGAUGCGGAGGGAACUAUGAGCGACGCAGCUAUUCCCGCAGUGACCAGGGCUUUAGAGGGGACUGAAGGCGUUGGAGGAUUAAAGGUUCAAGUUCUCGAGGGUAUUGCUAGUGUCCAGUUAACAAAGCAAACCACAGUGCAAGCAACAGGAGUGGCGUCUAGUCUUGUGGAGCUCAUACAAGGUUCAGGUUUCAAGUUGCAGACUUUGAAUUUGAGUUUCGAGGACGAGGAGGAUCUCGUAGCUUAGAUCAAGCAAAUUUUUGUAAGCCAAACAGGAGAGUAAAAGUACUUCAAAGCAUGUAUCUCGUCAAGCUUGAAGAAAUUGUUUAUCUAUAUCAUUGUAUCUGAUAGGUUUGCCAAUGAAUUAUCUCGAGAUGAAUGGAGGAUAAUGCCAUAAUUCUAAUCCGUUCUUGAAAAGAUUGAACCUAGACUUGUUGGUUGCCAGCCUAUCGUCGAUGAUGGUGCACUUGACAUCCUGACCAGUUGGGGACGCUAUAGCAUGUUUAGAACAGCGGCAGGUUGAACUUGUA
This is a messenger RNA of Linum tenue, 2625 nucleotides long. The record is from the annotation of a GenBank genome assembly. Lineage: Eukaryota; Viridiplantae; Streptophyta; Magnoliopsida; Malpighiales; Linaceae.